ACUCUAAAACAAAACGAAACAAAGCAAAACAAAAACAAACUCUUCUCCUCUUUGUGGGCCCAUUUCCGCCAUAGCCAAGAACUAGCCCCCACCUCAACAUUCAUCCCAUCAUUGCCAUCAAGAAUUCUCUCUCUUUCAUUACCGUUUUCGCAAUUUGCUGUCCUCACAAUUUCCCACAAGCAACAUCUCUCUGUCUUCAUGAUAACAGAGUCUUCUUUUCCUUUAGCUGAUUCUGGUUUUGUUUCUUCUUUUUACUACUAAAGAUUAAAGAUACGUUCAAAUGACUCUGGUUUUGAUGAUGGGUUGUUUCUGAAGGAAGUUGGUUUUUCUUUGGCUUCUUGCUGCUUUACGCUAUAAUGGGGAAUUGCUUGUGUAGGUGGGAGCCUUCCAUUUACAGAGUCUCAUCUAAUGCUAAGUCAGAGUCUCCAAAAGACCACAGUCCCUCAGAGAAACAAAGGAGGGACGAUAGUAAGUUGCCCUCCAAUCCCAAAGAAGUAGAAGACCUACGUCGUGAUUCUGCUGCGAAUCCGUUGAUUGCAUUCACAUUCGAAGAGUUGAAGAUCAUCACUGGAAAUUUCAGGCAGGACGGUGUGUUGGGUGGAGGAGGUUUCGGAUGUGUUUAUAAAGGGUUGAUUUCUGAGGACUUGAGGGAGGGGCUUCAGCCCCUUGCUGUUGCUGUAAAGGUGCAUGAUGGUGAUAACAGUUAUCAAGGACACAGAGAAUGGCUGGCAGAGGUCAUAUUUCUGGGUCAGCUUUCUCAUCCAAAUUUGGUGAAACUUAUUGGCUACUGCUGCGAAGAUGACCAUCGGGUGCUGAUAUACGAGUAUAUGGCUCGUGGCAGUGUGGAAAACAAUCUUUUCUCAAGAGUAUUGCUUCCUCUUCCUUGGUCUACUAGAAUGAAGAUUGCUUUUGGUGCUGCAAAAGGACUUGCCUUUCUCCAUGAAGCAGAGAAGCCCGUCAUCUACCGGGAUUUUAAGACAUCUAAUAUUCUACUGGACCUGGAAUACAACGCCAAGCUCUCUGAUUUUGGCCUUGCCAAAGAUGGGCCCGUAGGAGACAAAUCCCAUGUUUCCACUCGCAUUAUGGGAACAUAUGGAUAUGCAGCACCUGAAUACAUCAUGACAGGACAUCUGACUCCUCGAAGUGAUGUGUACAGCUUUGGUGUUGUUCUUCUUGAACUUCUCACAGGAAGGAAAUCAUUAGACAAGUCACGGCCAGCCCGUGAACAGAACCUCACUGAUUGGGCUCUACCUCUCCUCAAAGAGAAGAAGAAAUUGCUCAACGUAAUAGAUCCGAGAUUACAAGGAGAUUAUCCCAUCAGAGGGGUUCACAAAGCUGCCAUGCUAGCCUAUCAUUGCCUGAACCGGAACCCGAAAGCAAGGCCUCUAAUGCGAGAUAUAGUAGAUUCCUUGGAGCCUCUGCAGGGUUCCGACGAAGUUCCAACGGACAAAACUGUCAUAACUGUGAUUACUGAGGUGCCAAAAGACGAGUUAAAUAACAAGGGAGAUUCACACUGUAAUUGAACUUGACGCGUGCUUUUAUUUCGUCAACUUUCUUCUCCAAUUUGCAAGGGGAGUUUUUGCACUAGAUGGCCUUCAUGAGCAAAUCUAAGAUGUCUUCCUCCCCACCCAGUCUUUAAUUUCCUCUUCUGGCUGAAACAUGGUCAUUGUAGUGGCUUGCAAGCUAUUUGAUUAUUGUAAAGUUAACAGCCGAUUUGUACCUGUA
Molecule: messenger RNA, 1725 nt
Organism: Theobroma umbraticum
Lineage: Eukaryota; Viridiplantae; Streptophyta; Magnoliopsida; Malvales; Malvaceae
Product: Protein kinase superfamily protein
Biological process (GO): protein phosphorylation
Molecular function (GO): ATP binding; protein kinase activity
Source: RefSeq, a predicted model, not a curated record